Molecule: messenger RNA, 777 nt
Organism: Trichoplax adhaerens
Lineage: Eukaryota; Metazoa; Placozoa; Uniplacotomia; Trichoplacea; Trichoplacidae
Exons: 8
Coding region: 1-777 (258 amino acids)
Biological process (GO): DNA-templated transcription
Molecular function (GO): DNA binding; DNA-directed RNA polymerase activity
Source: RefSeq, a predicted model, not a curated record
AUGGCUCGUAUGGUGAAAGGUCGAAUAGAGAAAACAACAUUAGGAGAGGUGUGUGAAUAUAUCGAAGAAGUCGUUAGUCCAACCGAUUGUUAUUUAAAAUUAAAGAUAGAUAUGGAAAGAAUAAAGCUGUUAAAACUUGAAAUUACAAAGGAAACUAUUCGAGCUUCAAUAUGUAAUUUUCCGAAACUGAAAUUGAAGCCACACGAUGUCGUUAUCGAAGAUCCUGAUAUAAUUUUAGUAUAUCCAUCGGAAAGCCUUAAAGUAUCCAUCUUUCAUGGUUUGCAAAUCUUGAAAGCCUCUAUUCCGAAUGUUAUUGUUAAGGGCAUUCCAACAGUUACGCGAACGGUUAUCCACGUUGAUGAGGAUGCGUCAGGGAAUAAAAAAUUCAAGCUUUACGUCGAAGGGGAAGAUUUGCUUAGUGUUAUAACUACACGUGGAGUUAAGGGUAUAGGUACAAAUUCCAACCACACUACUGUUGUAGAAAAGGUACUAGGGAUUGAAGCGGCAAGGGCUACAAUUAUCAAUGAGAUUCUGUUUACGAUGGUAAACCACGGAAUGCAUCUUGAUAACCGACAUGUGAUGUUAUUAGCUGAUUUAAUGACGUUUAAGGGUGAAGUUCUCGGAAUAACUCGGUUUGGUUUAGCAAAGAUGAAAGAGAGCGUUUUAAUGUUGGCUUCUUUUGAAAACACCACGGAUCAUUUAUUCGAUGCAGCUAUUUGUGGCCAAGAAGAUCCGAUUAUUGGUACCCAACACUUGAAAUUGUUGUCAUUUCAAUAG